AUGUCGAAGUCUCAAAUAGCUAGCGCCGGCUACUUCCAGCAGUACGCUUCGCUGACUGCCGAAGAACGAGAGAGUCGACGAGUCAUUUGCGAUGCAAAGAUCGACGAGACUCAAGCUGCCUUUCCUAUCGAGAACGGAUCGUGGGCUUGUCCAGGCUAUGGACAAACCAGAUCCAAGGUCCGAUGCCAUCCAACUUGCGGCCAAGGCUUCCUUCCUGACUGGACAGAGAAGUCGAUUUCAAAGCCGAAAAAAGAUGCCGCCCGAUUUAUGGCUCGAUGCGGGGACCCGGCUACGAUCGUCAGAAAAAAUCUCCCGAUCGGAAUGGAGCUGAAAUGUUCCGCCAAGCCUGCUCAUCCAUGCAUUGCCAGAGCUGCGACGAUUGCUAUCUCGGACGGCAGACUAGAGCUUGCCAACGUGAUCAACAAGAAACGAGCGAGCUACCAGGUUGUCUGCGAAGACGGAAGCGUCAGUGGUCGAGUUCACUGCUUCCAAGGAGUCUUCAACAAUCCCAAAUGGAACAGAGACGCAUGGAAGAGCUCUUGUGUGGGAAAGACAACCACCGUUGUUUUGCCAUCAAAAAAGGCGGGAGGAAUUUAG
Molecule: messenger RNA, 597 nt
Organism: Oikopleura dioica
Lineage: Eukaryota; Metazoa; Chordata; Appendicularia; Copelata; Oikopleuridae
Source: the annotation of a GenBank genome assembly